GCCUUUAAAUGUUUAUAUAAAGUUUAAAGCAUUCAAGAUUUGUAUAGUCAAAUUAAAACUAGCACGUCAGGUAUUUAGUUAAUACGUAGGUGCAUUCAACCAUUUCACCCAUUUCACGAGACAUUGUACCUGUUAGUCAAAUCUAUAAAUAACUUUCUAUUAUUAUUUCCAUUAUUUCCUGUAGCGAAGGCCACGUAUAUGUUUUAAGGAACUUAAAUAUAAAUUGCACGAGCAGUGUUUAUCAAUCAAUAACUACACACUAUCAUCGGGCUAUAUUUGUUUAUCUCGAUGCGAUUACAGAUAUUUAGAUUGGUAGCUUAUUUAGGAAAUCAAAUGUUCAACCAGAUAUUUAACAGAGAAGGGGUAAUCCGUCGAGGCGCCCCUCAAUACCCCCCUCCAUAUGAUCAACAUGCACAGGGACAUGGGGUUGAAAAUGGAGAACCCCCGCCCCCAGGGUAUGGACCACCCCCUCCGUACGACGGCCCUCAAGGUAUGCCUAUGCCGGGCUAUGAUGCUGCGGGAGACCAAUGGAUGGCCCGACCACAAGGAAUACCAGUUUGUCCACCUGGAUUAGAAUAUCUCUGCUAUAUUGACCAACUUCUAGUAAAACAACAAGUGGAGAUUUUCGAAAUUAUCACUGGUUGGGAAACAGCAAACCGAUAUAAAGUACAGAACAGCCUUGGACAGCAAGUGUACUACGCUUCAGAAGAAUCAGAUACCUGUGCAAGACAAUGUUGUGGAGCAUCAAGGGGAUUUAUAAUUCAUAUUACAGACAACACUGGCCAGGAAGUAAUAAGAGUAACACGUGAGUUUAAAUGUGGUGCUGGUUGCCCAUGUUUCGCGUGCGAUGAUUCCUGGGCCCAUGUUGUACAAGUAGAAGCCCCAGUUGGAAAUAUUGUAGGAUACGUUAAACAAAGACAAAGCUGCUUUCGACCAUAUUACAUUAUCACUGAUGCAGAACAUCAGGAAGUAUUUUCCAUGACUGGGCCACCAUGUUGUUAUCAUGGAUGUACAUGGGAUCAAGAUUUUGUGGUUAAUGCAAAUGAUGGCCAUACACAAGUUGGCAAAGUUAGUAAACAGUGGAGCGGAUUAUUGAAGGAAAUGUUUACAGACGCUGAUAAUUUUGGAAUAUCAUUUCCAGUAAAUCUUGACGUUAAGUUGAAGGCAGUCAUGCUGGGAGCCGUAUUUCUAAUUGACUUCAUGUAUUAUGAGAAAAGUCAAAACAGCAGUAGCAGUAACAAUAGGGGAUCCAUGUAACAGAAAUCUGCCUUACGAAAUGUAGACAGGAACCGGAAACAAAAAUGUAAUCUGCACCGAAACCGGAAACAAAGGAUUCAAAACGAAAAUGCAUAUUUUACCUGAUGCAUCUGUAUCGAUGCAUAAAACAUAUGGCUAGUUUCCGAUAUAUUCAUAUGAUGAUCAUUUCUAUCUGUUUUAUCUACUUCCUACUUCGUUAUAAAGGCCUGAAGAAAAUCAAGGGAUACCCUUUGACAAAUAGCAAAGAGGUCUUCUACGAACAUAAAUCAGACUUUCUUCGAGGGUUUGACAAUAUAUUUAAUCACAGGGACAGUGGCUACUAUGCCGAUAGGGAAAGUGGCUACCAGGCAGAAAGGAAAUAUGGCUACCAGACCAACUGGGACAGUGGCUACCAGAUUGAUAAGGACAGUGGCUACCAGACCGAUAGGUAAUGUGGCUACCAGACCGAUAGGUAAUGUGGCUACCAGACUGAUAGGGACAGUGGCUACCAGACCGAUAGGAUCAGUGGCUACCACGUCAAUGGGACAGUGGCUACCAGACAGAGAGGGACAGUGCCUGGCAGAGCAUGACUAUAAUGUACUAUGAUAGGCGUGUAGUCAACCUCUCCCCGAAUUUAAUUGCUUGAGAAAAAAAUGGAGAUUGACUGCUUGAAUAUUGAGCUGGUAUAUUGACAGUAUAAUCUAUGCUUAGUUGUAAUGUAUUUAUUACGAAUCACUUGAUUGUUUCUGUUAUAGACAUUAAACUUUACAUAAUUAUACAUGAGAAAUAAUAAAUUAAAUAUUUUAAUUUA
Molecule: messenger RNA, 2047 nt
Organism: Ruditapes philippinarum (Manila clam)
Lineage: Eukaryota; Metazoa; Mollusca; Bivalvia; Venerida; Veneridae
Product: phospholipid scramblase 2-like
Exons: 10
Coding region: 289-1257 (322 amino acids)
Biological process (GO): plasma membrane phospholipid scrambling
Cellular component (GO): plasma membrane
Molecular function (GO): phospholipid scramblase activity
Source: RefSeq, a predicted model, not a curated record